GACACAGGCGCAGAGACAGAAGCAGGCAGGUGAGGGCUCCGGGCUGGCCCAGCCCCGAGAAGCUCGGCUGGAGAGGGAGGGGGCGGGCCGUGUCCCCACGCCUGGACCCGGGCCCUAAGAGCCAGCCCCGCGCCCCCUGGGGCCGAGCAGCGGGAGGACGGCCGGACGCCCGGCGGAGCCAACGCACCCGGCACCGGACAGCUGGCCCCGCGCCUGUCCACGCCGGCUCCCGGGGCCGGCCCCCUCUGUCCUCCUUAUCGCGUGCUCGCCAGGAGGCGGGGGCCUCCUGCCUCCCCUGCCCGGCCCCGGUGGCCGGCAGGUCGCGGCCGGCCGGGCAGCCUCGGAGCGGGAUGGGCCGGGGCCGCGCGCUGGCCGCGCUGCUGCUGCUGCCGCUGCUGCUGCAGCCCGCGGCCGGCCUGGGCUCGGCGGGGCCCGGGGAGGCCUUCAGCGAGGACGUGCUGGGCGUGUUCGGCUCCAACCGCAGCCUGUCGGCCCCGCAGCUGGCGCGGCUGCUGGAGCGGCUGGGGGCCGGCCCGAACGCGCACCCGGGCCAGCUGCACUUCAACCAGUGCCUGUCCGCCGAGGAGAUCUUCUCCCUCCAUGGCUUCUCAAACACGAGCCUGCUGAGUAGCUCUGACUUCCCCGUGGUCUGUCCCGCCAUCCUCCAGCAGCUCAGCUUCCACCCCUGCGAUGCCCGGCCCACACUCGGCUCCAAGCCCAGCAUCUCAGAAGUCUGGGGCUAUGGCUUCCUGGCAGUCACAGUCAUCAACCUGGCAUCUCUCCUUGGGCUGAUUUUGACUCCGCUGAUCAAGAAAUCUUACUUCCCCAAGAUUUUGACCUACUUUGUGGGGCUGGCGAUCGGCACGCUGUUUUCCAAUGCGAUUUUCCAGCUCAUCCCUGAGGCCUUUGGCUUCAAUCCCAAAAUUGACAACUACAUUGAGAAGGCAGUUGCUGUGUUUGGGGGAUUUUACAUCCUUUUCUUCUUUGAAAGAGUUCUGAAGAUGUUAUUGAAGACAUAUGGCCAAAGCGACCACACCCACUUUGGAAACGAGGACUUCGGGGCACCCCAAGAGAAAACCCCACCUGCUAAGGCCCUGCCUGCCCUCAACGGGGUGACGACGUGCUACGCCAACCCAGCCGUCACAGAGCCAAACGGGGUGACAACGUGCUACGCCAAUCCGGCCGUCACGGAGCCCAAUGGACACAUCCACUUUGACAGUGUCAGCGUGGUGUCCCUCCAGUGCCGGGGGACCGACCCAGGAGGACCGCGUGCGUGCAAGGACGGGCCCCGCGCGCCCAGGUCCUCCUGCCCAUGUCUGCUGGGGCCCAAGCUGUCGGAGAUCGGCACCAUCGCCUGGAUGAUAACGCUCAGCGACGCGCUGCACAACUUCAUCGACGGCCUGGCCAUCGGCGCGUCCUGCACCGUGUCCCUGCUGCAGGGCCUCAGCACGUCCAUCGCCAUCCUGUGCGAGGAGUUUCCGCACGAGCUGGGCGACUUCGUGAUCCUGCUGAACGCGGGCAUGAGCACACGCCAGGCGCUGCUCUUCAACUUCCUCUCGGCCUGCGCCUGCUACGUGGGGCUCGCCUUCGGCAUCCUGGUGGGCAACAACUUUGAGCCCAACAUCAUAUUUGCACUCGCCGGGGGCAUGUUCCUGUAUAUUUCUCUGGCAGACAUGUUUCCAGAGAUGAAUGACAUGCUGAGGGAAAAGGUAACAGGCAGGAGAACGGACUUCACCUUCUUCAUGAUCCAGAAUGUGGGGAUGCUCACGGGCUUCACGGCGAUCCUGCUCAUCACUCUGUAUGCAGGAGACAUCGAGCUGGAGUAGGAGCAGUGGGAUCAGGUGUGGCCACAAGCGCCGAACGGGUCAAACACCUCCAACGGAUUUUUAAGCGCGUCCUUUGUAGUUCAAAUAUAAUUUUGUCUUUAACUGUAGGUCAAAAGUGGAUGAAUGGUUUCUGAUGUGUGGAGUUGGUUGCUAUUUGUUGGUUAGAAUGCUUCAAGGGGUCUUCGUUCGUCUGAAGUAUGACACUUGAGAUCUUUAGAAAUCAUGGCAAGCUGGAAAUCAUUUCGACCCCAAGGCCCAGAGAGCAAAGUGUCCGCCAAAGAUGAUGCUCGGCUGAGGGCCUCAGGGAUGAGUGGCUGUAGAGGGUUUUCUGUUUGUGGCUGCUGUGGGGCUUUCCAGAAAGAGCAAGAAUGUCCCAGUGAGGAAAAGAAUCCAAACAUCAUCUCAGGGAUGGGGGAGCCCACGACGCCCGGACCCCAGAGAGACCCACUCAUAGCUGGAUCUAUCUUAUACUUUGCUGAGGGACUUGCAGGAUAUUUCUUGAAAACCUCCCUAAAAUAAAUCGCCUUCUGAAAUCAAGUCAAGACAGAAAGUUUCUUUCCGUCUGCUAGGCGUAGCCUUUGCUCCUUUAUCUGCAGGUGUGACUUCCCUGACUCCACAUGCUGGCAACUGCCGGGCCAUCUAGUCCCACCGGGAGCAAGUCUCGGAGCGUGUGCUUGGAAGGGAGGAGUCGGUCACGUGUGCACACAAAUGCAGUAUAGUUCUAAGCAAUUUCCUCAGAGGUGCUUUUCAGAAAAUAGUCUGCAAAGAAUAUUUUCAGUUAAUGCAAAACUGGCUCAAUGGCUCUAUAUCUAUUAGCUCAAAAAUGUAGGUGCCUCCCAGGGGAUUGAGAGCCUUUUGGAGUGGACUUCUCUCCCUUGUCUACAUUUUCCCUCUCUCCUCUACACUGGGAAAGCACUGAGCAUACUGGGUAUUUUUUUUUUUUUACCCUUUGUAAAAGAUGGAGUCUGUUUUACCCAGCUAGCAGAUGUAAGAAAUUGGUCUAAAAUUGAACAUCUUUGGGCUGGAGAGAUAGCACAGUGGGUAGGGCAUUUGCCUUGCACACGGCCGACCCGGGUUCUAUUCCCAGCAUCCCAUAUGGUCCCCUGAGCACCGCCAGGAGUAACUCCUGAGAGCAGAGCCAGGAGUAACCCCUGUGCAUCGCCAGGUGUGACCCAAAAAGCAAAAUAAAUAAAAUUGAACAUCUUAAUUGUAAUUCACACUUCCAAGAUACUUACAGAUGAUUUGACAGGAAAAUGAUUGAUUAAAAACUAAGAACUUCAGGAAUUACAUUUUCCUACAGAACAUAAAAAUAUCAAACUAAUAAUGCAGAUUGGAUGGAUGAAUGUUUAACAUGGAUUGAUAAAUAUAUAUUAAUCUUAUACUGGACAGAUAAACGUGUUUGUUUAACCCCAAAAAGCACCUUUGAAGUCACAUAUUGCAUUAGCUAUUACGAAUUUGUGUUUUUGGAAUAACUAAUGUAUCUGGUGUUAUGGGGAGAGAAAUAAAUGGGGGUUGGGAGAUAAGCAUUCUUCAUUAAAACCAAUAAACAUAGUAUGUUUUUAUC
Molecule: messenger RNA, 3390 nt
Organism: Sorex fumeus (smoky shrew)
Lineage: Eukaryota; Metazoa; Chordata; Mammalia; Eulipotyphla; Soricidae
Gene: SLC39A8
Product: solute carrier family 39 member 8
Exons: 9
Coding region: 351-1826 (491 amino acids)
Biological process (GO): zinc ion import across plasma membrane; intracellular zinc ion homeostasis
Cellular component (GO): membrane
Molecular function (GO): zinc ion transmembrane transporter activity
Source: RefSeq, a predicted model, not a curated record